AUGAUGAAAUUAAUUCAAGCCCAUAUAAAGCUCUUUACCAAGAGUUGUCUGAAUUGGGUUCGGGAUGUUUUGGCACAGUUUAUAAAGUCAGACAAAUUACAUCAAUUGUACUCGAGGGAAGAGAAUCGUUAUUAUAUUCAUAUGGAGUUAUGUUCCGGAAAUUUGCAGUCAGUCCUAUCAUUAAAAGGCCCGGCGUUUGGCCGCCAAUCGGCCGAAGAGGCCAUGAAUUUGUCGGAGUUUUUCAUUUCGUGCGAAAUAUUCGCAGAGCUGUUGGAAUGCAUACAAUGUUUGCAUGAUUUGAGUCCAGCAGUCAUUCAUCGGGACCUCAAACCCGAGAAUGUGUUGAUCGCCGCAAAUGACGGCAAAUGGAGAAUAAAACUCUGUGAUUAUGGAUUGACCGAAAUUUUUCCAAAUCUAUCUUUUGAUAGAGAUAUCGAGUAUUUAUCGCCCGAAGAAACUAAUGGACAAACUGUUGAUUACAAGACAGAUGUUUACAGUGCGGCCAAAAUCGCACAAAAUAUAUUUGAUAUGCAAUUAAUCAGUCAAUUAUCUGAAUUGUAUUCUUCAGACAAAACUCUAUCCAAAAGUGUGAGACUUAAUAUACGUUAG
Molecule: messenger RNA, 609 nt
Organism: Medioppia subpectinata
Lineage: Eukaryota; Metazoa; Arthropoda; Arachnida; Sarcoptiformes; Oppiidae
Source: the annotation of a GenBank genome assembly